GUGAGCUGCGCGCUGCACGCGCUGGCCAUCGCCGCGGCCGUGGCCCUCAGGCUGGCCGUGAAGCGGUACAAGCUGUUCCCGGUGGUGCUCGCGUUGUGCCUGGGCAUGCAGGCGGCCGCGGUGAUCCUCGUGCCCACCGGACCAUCGGUCCUCUACCGCUGGCGCGCCCGGGGCUGGCCGGAGGAGCCUGCGCCGGGGCCGGGAGAUCCCGGGCGGCUGGCGGCGUGGCUGCCGUCCGGGGCGUCCGUCGCUGGGGCGUGCUGCGGCCUCGUGGGCGUGCUUCUGGCCCAAGGCUCGGUGUCUAUGGAGGGGCGCAGCGUUGCUCGAAUGUUUCGCCUUCGUGCUGCUUGCCGGCAGGGUUGUUGCAGCAACGCAGGAUGCCGGGGUGUCGGCCCGGAAGCUGGCGCUGGAUGUGUUGAGGCUGUCGUGCCGGCUCACUGCCUCUCUCAUGCUCGGCAACAAGCUGCCCCGGAGAUCCGCGGACGCGGUCGUGCAGGCCGCAGACGCCGCAUCACUGGCAGCGGCGCUGGUCGCCCUCGGGAGCUUGGCCACCUGGCGGCGCUCGUGCUAUCAGGGGGGCACAGACACCUUCGGUGCCCCUUCCUGGUGCCUGGUGGCGGCAGCCUGCGCACUCGGAUGCACUGCCAGGGCCGACCUGAGCAAGGCCUUCGUGCCGGAUGCGCUGUGGACGACAGCGCUCUGCCUCGACGCGGCGUCGCCGCUGCCGCAGCUCGGGAUGAUAGCGCGCCGCGGCGGUGCCGCGGACGCCGCGGUCGGCCACCACGUGGCCCUGCUCUGGUGCAGCCGCGCGUUGGCGCUGACGUUCUGGUGGCUGAUACGGGGCACCUGGUCGCGCGGCACGAGCUGGACCGGCUGGAGCAUCAUGGCGGUCCUGGCCGCACAGCUGGUCAUGCUCUCCCGCUUCAUGGCCUACUGGUGCAGGGGGUGCUGGGCGAGCGGCCUCCUCGCGCCGCUCCCCUGCGCGGAGCGCGACCGGGCCGCCCGCAAGGAGGACUGAGAGGCGCGCCCCCGUUCCUCCCGACGGAGCCCUCCGCGGGCCGCGGGGGCGGGCAGAGGGCGACUCCGGACGAGGAGCCCGUGCUGGGGGAAGGCGCCAGGGCUCAGGGCCCGUGUCCCUCGGGAGCCGUCUCCCCCCGUUUCCCCCC
This is a messenger RNA of Prorocentrum cordatum, 1166 nucleotides long. Lineage: Eukaryota; Dinophyceae; Prorocentrales; Prorocentraceae. The record is from the annotation of a GenBank genome assembly.